AUGUCUCUUCUCUCUGAUAUUGCGACUCGGACGCUGGUGUCAUUUGCGCAAUCAACCAUACUUUCUGUGCUUCAAAAGAUCACUUAUGGCAGACUUCAUAUUAUUCUCAAAGAGUCGCAAGGGUCCAGAGCAUGGACAUUCGGCCAAGAACCCGGUAAUAAAGAUGACCCAGAAGUGACAUUGACUGUCCUCGACGAUUCCAUAUGGAUGAGACUUUGCCUGAACCUCGAUGUGGGUUUUGCAGAAGCCUAUAUGCUGAGGCAAAUUGAAAUAUCAAACCUCCAGGACCUUUUUGUCCUUUACAUUCACAAUUGGGAUGCUAUCAGUAACGGAAGCUAUCUUGCCCAAACUAUCCCAAAACUCCUACGUCUCGUCAUUCAAUCCACGAAUGAUCCUGCCAAUGCUCUUCGCAAUGCUUCGUUCCACUAUGACGCGUCGAACGAGCUUUUUUGCGCUUUUCUCUCUCCUGACAUGAACUAUUCCUGUGCAAUCUGGGACCCGGCGAACCACACAGAAUCUCUUGAAGCUGCUCAGCAACGCAAGGUCCACAACAUCAUCUCCAAUGCCCGCAUUGAGCCUACGCAUCAUGUCCUCGACAUCGGAUGUGGUUGGGGUCACCUUGCCAUUGAGGCUGUUAAGCGUACUGGCUGCCGUGUGACCGGAAUUACUCUGUCCAAGGAGCAAAAGGCACUGGCGGAGAAGCGCAUUGCGGCAGCUGGUCUGCAAGACAAGAUCAAAAUCCUCAUUUGCGAUUAUCGCGAUGUCCCAAUUGUACCUGGUGGGUACGAUAGGGUUGUGAGUGUGGAGAUGAUUGAGCAUGUCGGCCGUGCACACAUGUCCUCUUUCUUCAGUUGUAUCUCUGAGCUCUUGAACCCAACAACUGGGAUCAUGGUCGUCCAGAGCAUCACGAUCAUGAAUAAGAUUUACGACUCACGUGGUGGCGACAACUUUCUUGACGUGUAUAUUUUCCCAGGCGGAGAUCUUCCAUGCGUGAGCGUGCUCUCCGAAGCUAUCAACACGGGAUCAAAACGCACUCUCGAGGUGGAGACUAUUCAGAGCAUUGGGCCGCACUAUGCCAAAACACUUCGCUCAUGGCGAGAGAAUUUUGAGAUAAACUGGGAGAGAAUAAGGAAGCAGUACCUUGAGAAUCAUCCAGGUACGGAUGAGCAACAGGUCGAGCCUUACCGGCGAAGAUGGAUUUAUUACUUUACGUACUGUGAGGCUGGAUUUCGCACGAACAUUCUGGGGGAUCAUGUCAUCACAGCGGUGCGCAGACCGCAGCCCAUCCCGGCGGAUGUGCCCUUGUAA
Messenger RNA from Aplosporella prunicola CBS 121167, 1308 nucleotides. RefSeq lists its product as uncharacterized. Lineage: Eukaryota; Fungi; Ascomycota; Dothideomycetes; Botryosphaeriales; Aplosporellaceae. Bases 1 to 1308 code for a protein of 435 amino acids. The transcript has 4 exons. The record is from RefSeq and is a predicted model, not a curated record. Gene Ontology annotation, biological process: lipid biosynthetic process.